Drosophila guanche is the source of this 359-nucleotide messenger RNA. Its product is annotated as 60S acidic ribosomal protein P1-like. Gene Ontology annotation, biological process: cytoplasmic translation; translational elongation. The annotation marks the transcript as partial. The transcript has a single exon. The record is from RefSeq and is a predicted model, not a curated record. Gene Ontology annotation, cellular component: cytosolic large ribosomal subunit; ribosome. Lineage: Eukaryota; Metazoa; Arthropoda; Insecta; Diptera; Drosophilidae. Gene Ontology annotation, molecular function: structural constituent of ribosome; protein kinase activator activity; ribonucleoprotein complex binding.
UCUUCAUCUGUUAUCGCCUGCGUUUACGCUUCCCUUAUUGAUGACGUUGUUGCCGUGACGGGUGAGAAAAUCUCUACCAUCCUGAAGGCCGCCAACGUUGAGGUCCAGCCCUACUGGCCCGGUCUCUUCGCUAAGGCUCUGGAGGGCGUCAACGUGAGGGAUCUGAUCACCAAUAUCGGCUCCGGAGUUGGUGCUGCCCUAGCUGGUGGUGCUGCUGCCCCCGCUGCCGCUGAUGCACCAGCCGCCGAAGCCAAGAAGGAGGAGAAGAAGAAGGAGGAAGAGUCCGAUGUGUCCGACGACGACAUGGGAUUGGGCCUGUUCGAUUAAGCAUCCAAUAUCUGCUUAUGAACCACAUCCAU